AUAAGUAACUUUCGCGUGCUGACUGUUGCAUGCAACGGAGGUGUUUGAGCAGUGUGUGAUACCGAUUUUUACUUAUUCUGUUUUUUUUCAAAACAAAAAUAUAACGUAAUAUAUACGUUUAAUACCUUUUAUAAAUAUUUGUCUGUUGUUAUUGGUUAAAUAAACAAUCAAUUACGGUGGCGUUAACCCGUUCCAACGGGGCGGCCAAAUAAUUCUUCCCUCUUCACGGAAGGAAGUAACUUAAUAUUUAAAAAAAAAAAAAAAAGUUGAAAAUAAACGAAUGACAGCAGUCACCCUAACAUCGGAAUACACAAAUUCUUCGAUCUGAUGGCUGCAAUCCAGCUACUUUGUAGCUAAAAACAUAUCGCACCCUGGUCUGGUCUGGUCUGAAAACAUUGCCACCACUAGCAGUGCAGUCAACAAAAUUAAAUUUGUUUUUUAUUUGGCCAAACUUUCAAUACGAUGUACACAUUGAUGCACGGCUUCUACAAGUACAUGACUCAGAAGGACGACUACUGCGUGGUGAUCCUGGGCCUGGACAAUGCUGGCAAAACGACUUACCUGGAGGCCGCCAAAACCACGUUCACCCGGAACUACAAGGGCCUGAAUCCCAGCAAGAUCACGACGACAGUGGGCCUCAACAUCGGCACUAUCGACGUGCAGGGCGUGCGGCUCAACUUCUGGGAUCUCGGUGGCCAGCAGGAGCUGCAAUCACUGUGGGACAAGUACUACCAGGAGUCCCACGGCGUCAUCUACGUGAUCGACUCCAACGAUCGCGAGCGCAUGGACGAGUCCAAGGCGAUCUUCGACAAGAUGAUCAAAAAUGAGCUGCUGUCCGGCGUGCCUCUGCUCAUCCUGGCCAACAAGCAGGAUCUGCCGGAUGUGAUGGGAGUGCGGGAGAUCAAGCCCGUGUUCCAGCAGGCGGGCGCCCUGAUUGGGCGUCGAGACUGCCUCACCAUUCCAGUGUCCGCCCUGCACGGCGAGGGCGUCGACGAGGGCAUCAAGUGGCUGGUGGAGGCCAUCAAACGACAUGCGGUGGUCAGGCCGCCGCGGGAAAACGAUUAGGAAACGAUCUAGAAGGACACGGGCCCAUCGUCAGGCCCUCCACUGGCUUUAAUUAGACUUGUAUUUUCGUAACUUAAGUGCUUAGGACUAUGCUUAUUUGUAAUUAGCCGGGGAGGAUUGAUUGAAGAGAUACCAAUUGUACAUUGUUGUAAAUGCGGGAGGUGCCCGCUUUAUCAAACAACAGCCUUGUAACGGCCUUAACUAGAUCUGUUUUCCGAAGACUCGUAUCUCUCUGUUCAGCCCAAAGCAGCUUUUCAAUGAAAACACCAUUUAAAUGCUACUUUUGUCUUGACGCCGGGAUUUCAGCAAAUGACAGCGAAAUACAAAUAAAAUUGUUACAUUAAAGUAUAAAGGCAAAAGCUUGCUAACUCAAAAUAAACUUAGAACAUUGUAAAUAGAUAGUACUUUGUAUAUUUAAUCCCUUCAAGAAAUAAAUACCUAUAUGAGAGUUAAUUAAGCACUAAA
This is a messenger RNA of Drosophila biarmipes, 1530 nucleotides long. It is a transcript of the gene Arfrp1, whose product is annotated as ADP-ribosylation factor-related protein 1. The transcript is spliced from 5 exons. Lineage: Eukaryota; Metazoa; Arthropoda; Insecta; Diptera; Drosophilidae. The coding region runs from base 463 to 1065 and encodes 200 amino acids. The record is from RefSeq and is a predicted model, not a curated record. Gene Ontology annotation, biological process: Golgi to plasma membrane protein transport; intracellular protein transport; protein localization to organelle. Gene Ontology annotation, molecular function: GTP binding; GTPase activity. Gene Ontology annotation, cellular component: Golgi apparatus.